CAUACGGGCACUGCUAAUGUCCUCGAAUUCCUGUGUCCCUCCAUGUUUUUAUUCGGAGGUUUAUAGUCAGCGUAGUAUAUAAGUUUGUUUUUUGACCUGGAUUUAUUUAUAAUCCUCAAAGACAUCAGAUGUGGACAUAAGGACACUAUUCACAAUGAAUUUGAAGACGAAAUGGCGGUAACUUAGGUUAAAACUAGGUGGGUGUGCUCUUUGUUUUGGUUUUCUGACCCCGACGGGUUUGGGAAUGAACGAAGGAAAAUGACUGUCAUCGAAGACGAAGAUCUAUAACAGCGGAGAUCCGUCGGAAAAAAGAAGGCCUCGAAAAAGCGAGGACCUCUUGUGAUGGAGCUGUUCAUUGAAACACUAACAGGCACAGCCUUUGAACUUCGCGUUUCACCUUUCGAGACAAUUAUGUCUGUAAAAGCGAAGAUACAAAGGUUGGAAGGCAUCCCGAUCUCCCAUCAGCAUCUCAUCUGGCAGUCAGUGGAGCUGGAGGAUGAGUAUUGUCUGCAUGAUUACAGUAUCCACAAUGGGGCCACCCUCAAACUGGUCCUGGCCAUGCGGGGAGGACCCAUCAACACUCGCCGAGUCCCGGUGGAGGAUACUGCCCUCAGGGAAAUGGCGGAGUACAUGGAAGCCAAUCGUGAAGAGAUCCUGGACAAGUUGCCUGGUAACCGCCAUGUGACCCUCCUAGUUUUUCGGGAGGGAGAUCAGUUGAACUUCUUCCGUGUUGUAGACCGUGGUGAUGGGACACUCACACCGCUGUCUGAGUCACUCAGUGCGUCAGUAUACAACUUCAAUGAGGAAGAAGAGGAAGAUGACUCGUCGCCAAAGGAGAAGUCUGAGGAGAAUGACAAGAUGAAGCAGAAGGUGACACAGCUGCGCCUCAACAUGGAGAAGCUGACUCUCACCAAAAAGAAACCACCAAAGCCACCUUCUUCAAGUCACUCCAGUCAUUCAGGAAGAGCCAGCAGCCGUCUCCGGCUUCGCCAGUUGCCGAGUGCCGGUCGACCCUGCAGCAACACACUCAACAAGAACUCAGUCCUCCCCUCAGUCGGCUGCACAUUCCCUUCCGCCCAGGGCAUCUAUGAUGCAGACACUGCCGUUGUAGGUGUAGAUGGGGGAGCUGGUGCUCUCCUCGCCUCACCAUCUGUACCGUCGGUCGUUACAGUGGCAGACAAAGCUGUGGAAACCUUGUCAACUACAACAGAUUCCAUGGACAAACUUGGUCAGCCUCUUCAUAUCUUGAAAGAGGACAGUGCUAGAGUGUCAUCACCUGCAACUGUAUUGGAAGGAGUUGAGAAAACAUCAGUGGAUGUGAAAACAGAUGAGGCAGUGAAAGUGGAUGAUAGUGAAAAGUCUGCAAACUCUCUUGUAAACUCUGUACUGAAACGGGACCUGUACCGGUUGAGUAGCAUGACAGACUCCACGCGUUACCUUCCCUCCACUUCUGCUUCACGAAGAAAGGACUUCACUUUUGAAAGUUUCAAGGAGUCAUUUCGACCUGCUACAUCCUCUAAGGAGAAGGUCAAAGUGGCGGCUGAUCAUUCCUCUGAUAAUUUCAAACGUUCUUCAUCAAGCAAGAGAGACAUAAGUUUAGGCCUGCGAGAUUCAGUACUGCGACCCACCACCUCAAGUCGUUAUGGGGGCCUGGAUAUGAGAAGGAAAGAGUAUGCCCUGGAAAGUUUAUCAACAAGUGAGGCCAGGACAGUGUCUGGCAUACUCAGACAAGCCUCCAUAGAAAAAAUAGGAUCUUCUCAUAUUGGCAACUUUGUGUCUAGUGCUAGCAAGUCACGUCUGAGUAACUAUUCAGGCUUUCAGGAAGGAAGGGUACCAACACCUGAGGGAAGGUUAAUGUCUGGGCAUCUCCACCGCUUGUCUGCAAGCCGAGAUGGUCGCCUUCUGUCUCCCACACACAGACUUCCACCAGUUAAGGCCAAGAAGAAAGCAUCCAAACGGUGUUACGUGUGCGCCAAGAAGACCGGGCUGGCAACAAGUUACCAGUGCAGGUGUGGCAACAACUUCUGUGCUACCCAUCGCUAUGCAGAGUCCCAUGACUGUACGUUUGACUACAAAACCGAGGGUCGCAAGCUUUUAGAACAAAAUAAUCCUGUUGUUAGUGCACCCAAAUUACCCAAAAUCUAAUACACAACCAUGUGUAGUAGUGAUUAUAGUAUUUUAUGAAGUACCUCAGACAAUAUUUACUAAACGAAUUACACAUUUGCAGUUAAGUUUGACUAUAUCCUUAAAUUUACAACUCCAAUAAUGUUACAGUAUAUACAUUGCUAGUAUUAUUUGACUUGGUUUGGUUGGAUAUUAUGGUUUUGGGAAUUUGAAUGCUCCAAGAACAUAUUUCACAGAUACAAUGUAUCUUUGGAUGGAUAAUGUGUUCUUACUUUCACAUAUUUGAAAAUGAGACCUCUAAAUGCCUACAGCAUUGAAUCGAGGACACUGUGCUUUUGAUAUGUCAGUGCUAAACAUGAAGUAUCACCAGCUUUGUUAAGUGCUGUUGUUAAAGCUAUCAAGUGGAAGUAUCAAAAUUAGAAAUGUUUUUAUUGUAUAGUGUAGAACAGGGCAUUUAUUCAUGUUACAUGUUCAUAUGUUAGAAGUGUCAUUUUCAAAUGUGUGAUACGACCUGGUGAUGUAGAGAUACUGACGGCCAUUCAUUGGCCUGGGAAUCGGUACAGAGAAUGUCUUUCAGUGGUCAUUGUGAUAUCAUCUAUAUUAUGUUUUAUAAACUGUCAUAUUACCAUGGUUACGUGUAUAUGUUGGCACUAAGGGCAGGAAUGGUAUGUAUAGAAAAUUUGAAUAUUACAUUUCCAAACAAUCAUGCUGGGUUCCGUACUUGUACUGAUUACAAAAUGGUUGUGAAUUACUGCAUUUUAUUGGUAUGAUUAGACAUGUUAGAAAAGGCUGCUCUCACAGUGCCGCCAUUGAAGAGCGCUCCUCUAAAGUUGUCUCUUUCAUUCAUCAUGGUACAUUCAAACUGUGUACCCAAAUCUAACUUUUGAUGGAGUGAUAAUGUUUAUUUUAAUCACAGGCAAUUGUUGGUAUUCAACGUUUUGAAAUGUAUCUUCUCAGAGAUUUAUUUUUCAUUCCUUUUAGCUAGUAAUUAGCUAUAUUCGUCUUUGUCCACUUUUUGACAUGAUUGUUUAUGAUGCUGAUUGCAUGAGCCCAGAACAAAGGUGACAUUGAUUACACUAACACUAGGCUAGCAGGGUGUUAUGUUGGGUGCAUUUUUCAUGGUCACAUUGUAAUAGAGUCAAAACAGUGUUCACUUAUUUUAAUUUCUAUGUUUUAUUGCAAACUGAUAUCGAUUUUUCAUGACAUUUAUGUAUGGCCACUGACUUUUAUAAAGUUGUUAAGGUGAACAGGAACUAUUGGUUUAUUGGGUGAAAUAUUUGAAACCAAAUAGCUGAAAUUCAUUGUGAAGUGUGAUUUUAUCAAGUAUUAUUAUUUGUUAAGCAUGUUAAGGGAUGGAAUAUAUCAACCAGAAAACACUGCUUUUGGUUAAGCAAGCUUGUAUUUUAUCAUGUGUAAGCCACACUACAUUUAAGACAUUUAUCAAUUUUUACCUUCUUUAUUAACUGAAAGUUUUAAAAGAUUGAGGCACAGCUUUGAAUUCACUUUCGAUUCCAUGUUCCUAAUGAUUUAUAUUAAUUAUAUACUGUACUGUAUGUGGAGUUAAGAACUUGAACACUACCAUUCUCAAGAAUUGCCGAGAUAAUGCUCCUGGCUCUGCGUGGUCAUGGAAUGUUUGUUUUGAAUGGUAACAAACUUCUCUUUAAAAUAAGAGUCCCCUUAAUCAUGAUAUUGAUGAGUAAACUUGGCACCACAUCCCUGAUUGUGGGGAUGUUUGUUUUAACCAGUAGUACGCUGCUGUUCAAAGUUAACAUCCCUCGGCUACGCCAAGGCUAUUAAGAUUUCGUGCCAUGAUAGUGUUGACAUAUGUUUUGAUGAGUAGUGUAACUUGAGUGUCUCUGCUGUGUGUGUGAUGCUAGGAUUCCGGCUGUAUGUUCGAGUGGACACCUGAGUGGUGUGUCGCCUGUAUCAGAUCAGAUCACAGUAACUCAUAUUAGCUAUUUCUUUUCUUGUUCAUUUCGACUUAUAAGUGUACAUGUAAUAUGCCGAAAGUGAUUUAUUUUCUUGUUGAUGUGCAGGUUUGUAUGCAUAUCUUUGCUAUUCUUAUACAUGCAUAUUCAGUACAUUCUGAUGAAAUAAUCAAGGGAUAAAUUAGAGGCAGUGAGAAAAUAAGCCUUGGUUGAAUAAUAGUAUUCUUAACUCUUUGACAUUUUUUGAAAGUCAUCUUAUUGAAAAUGAGAAUACAGAGUAUCACUCUAAUUAUGUUUUAAAACAGACAGUUUAAUUGUCCUUGUUAUUGCUGGUCGCUAUAUUUAUCAUCUCAAAUGAGUGUGUGAUGUUACCUCUGAUGAAAUGAGACAGGCCAUGUUAUCCUUGUUUAUUCAUUAUGCUUGUUAAGAAACUGGCUACCAAAGAUAUUGAUAUGUCUACAACUGCUAGGUAUACCAGGGUUUAGGUGUGGGAUCAGCAGCCUUUGGCUAGACUCAGUUCUCUCCCUUUGACUAGGUACAUCUAGUACUCUGUGAAUGGCAUCUUAUAAAGAACAUUCUUCCAGACUCUACUGUGAUUUGAUAUUGUGCACUAACAUGAGUGUGAAUAAACUGUACAGAGUAUAA
Haliotis rubra (blacklip abalone) is the source of this 4697-nucleotide messenger RNA. Its product is annotated as AN1-type zinc finger protein 4-like. Bases 343 to 2145 code for a protein of 600 amino acids. Gene Ontology annotation, molecular function: protein binding; zinc ion binding. NCBI's taxonomy places the organism in Eukaryota, Metazoa, Mollusca, Gastropoda, Lepetellida, Haliotidae. The transcript is spliced from 7 exons. The record is from RefSeq and is a predicted model, not a curated record.